AUGCUCAGGAGGAAAGUGCUUCUUAGUGAUACGGUGGGAUUCAUUCAGAUCUUCCUGUGCUGGCCACUCAUUUUGCAGUUAGUGGAAGCUUUUCAGGCAACCUUGGAAGAAGUUGUUGAAGCUGACCUCCUUGUGGCAAUUGUUUACAUGCCUCAAACAAUAAUAUCCGAAAGCAAUAAGGAAUUAGAUUUGCUGAAGCGUCAAUUGGAAGAAGCAUUGGAACAAAAUGAAGUAGAUAAUGUGGAAAUAGACAAAUUGAAUCAAAAGCUUGAACAAGCAAUGGAGGAGUUAAAGGAAGCUAAUCAACAAAAAAAGGUUAUCCUCGCCCUUACCCAAGAGAAGCAAAGCAUUUUAUUAUUGGUUGAAGUCAAGGAAAAGGAACACAAGAAGCAAAUGGAAACAGUAAAUGUUCUUGUACAUGGGCUGUCAAAAAUGAUUUCUGAUUUUGAAUGUCUAGUAGCAGAGGAUAUCCGAAAAAAUAACAUCAGGUUGGAACAUUUAAAUCCUCAAUCGAGUUCUCUUAUCCAACAAGCUUGUUUGCAGUCAGACAUGGAUGAACUCGUAUCACAAAUGCCAGAGUCUUCUAUGCAAUCUUCAUCUGCAGUAGAUGAAGUUUUCACUCAAGUCAUGGGACCGGAGCAACCUGGACGUGUUAGAACAUAUGGUUUUGGACCAUCUCCGAGAGAUGUGUCUGGACAUAAAAAAUCAGAAGAGAUGCAAGCAAUGCAGUCCCAACUAGAUGAGCAAUUGAGUAGACAUAAGGCAGAGAUGGAGGCUAAGCAGUUAGAGAUGAAGACUCAACAGGCACAAAUCAAGAAGCAAAUGAGUCAGAUGGAAGCUAAGUUUGAGGCUCAACAAAGACANGAUGGAGGCUAA
Messenger RNA from Ilex paraguariensis (yerba mate), 876 nucleotides. The record is from the annotation of a GenBank genome assembly. NCBI's taxonomy places the organism in Eukaryota, Viridiplantae, Streptophyta, Magnoliopsida, Aquifoliales, Aquifoliaceae.